Messenger RNA from Letharia lupina, 378 nucleotides. RefSeq lists its product as uncharacterized. The record is from RefSeq and is a predicted model, not a curated record. Bases 1 to 378 code for a protein of 125 amino acids. The transcript has a single exon. NCBI's taxonomy places the organism in Eukaryota, Fungi, Ascomycota, Lecanoromycetes, Lecanorales, Parmeliaceae.
AUGCAUGAGCGCCGCGAAGUCGCGCACGAAUUCCCAACUGAUGGCCUCGGUCGCGCCGUCGUGAACGACGAAGCUGAGCUGGAAGGGGCCCCAGCGGACGACGAGGUCGGGCUGCGGGGGCGGGAGGUUGGGCAUCCAGGAGGUGAUGCAGCGGACGUGGAUGUCGGCGUAGAAGUCGGACAGGAGGGCGGCGGCGGUGGCGGUGGGGAUGAGCAUGGUGAGGUGGGCGGUGCGUUCGAGGUAGAGGCCGUGGAGGGAGAAGGGGGGGCGGCGCUUUUGGAGGGCUGGGUCGGUGGUGGUGAGGGCGGAGGUGGUGGAGAUUGGGGUGGCGGUGCAUGGGGUGAGGAGGCUGGAGAGGAGGAGGAUCAGGGUGGUUAG